This is a messenger RNA of Solanum verrucosum, 599 nucleotides long. Its product is annotated as nuclear transcription factor Y subunit C-2. Gene Ontology annotation, molecular function: protein heterodimerization activity. The transcript has a single exon. The record is from RefSeq and is a predicted model, not a curated record. Gene Ontology annotation, biological process: regulation of DNA-templated transcription. Gene Ontology annotation, cellular component: nucleus. NCBI's taxonomy places the organism in Eukaryota, Viridiplantae, Streptophyta, Magnoliopsida, Solanales, Solanaceae. The coding region runs from base 30 to 476 and encodes 148 amino acids.
AAACCCAAUGUUGACUUCAGUUGUCUUCGAUGACCAGAGCUUUCGAUACAAUGGCCGGAGAGGAUGAAGAAGGAACCUCCACCGUCGCUGUCGCCGUCGCCGGAGAGACCCACCAACUCCAGAUUCCGAUAAGCCGAGUGAAGAAAAUCAUGAAACUGGACCAGGACAUCAACAAGAUAAACUCAGAAGCCCUACAUCUCAUCGCUAGUUCCACCGAGCUUUUCCUUGAAUUACUUGCAGAAAAAUCUGCACAAGUCGCUCUGGAGAAGAAGAGAAAAACCAUAAAGCUCGAGCAUUUAAGAGUUGCCGUAAAAAGGCAUCAACCUACUAGCGAUUUCCUUCUCGAUUCGCUUCCCAUGCCUUCACAGCCAUCGGAUCGGUCUCCAAAGGUUCAAAGUCGUCCUCGAUCAUCGACAGAUAAGCCACUUCCUUCCGGAACUCGAAGAAUUGAGGCAUUCUUUCAGAAGUGCACUUAAAACUCUGUGUUUACAUACUAUUUUGAAUGGUUGUGCGAAAUUAUUAUAUUCACAUUCAGAGUAGAGCUUAUGAUUAUAAUUUGAAAAGAAAUUGUUAUUUUCCGUAGACUUGUGAUUAUGCAU